Messenger RNA from Hevea brasiliensis (rubber tree), 1649 nucleotides. RefSeq lists its product as uncharacterized. NCBI's taxonomy places the organism in Eukaryota, Viridiplantae, Streptophyta, Magnoliopsida, Malpighiales, Euphorbiaceae. The coding region runs from base 191 to 1423 and encodes 410 amino acids. The transcript has 11 exons. The record is from RefSeq and is a predicted model, not a curated record.
UUUAACCCAUUACCAACAAAUCUCUCAUCAAAUCAUUCACACACCUCACCCUCUGCCCCCACCACUUUAAAGCUCCAUACUAUUGCUAUAUCAUCCUAAAGCUGCUGCUGCAGCUAUAGCUAGGUUUGGCAGUAGUGCAAAAUUUCUUUAGAGAUAGGAGGUGGGUUUUUUUUCUUCUUGGUGGAUCGCCAUGUCUUCUUCUCCUUAUUCUUGUUGUUGUUGUUGGGUGAAAAUUUUAUUGUCUCUAGUUGUGUUGGUCACGUGGGGGUGUCUGGAAGGUGCAAACGGUGCAUCCUCUACAGUGAAAGUGAGUAACAUAUCAAAGAUAGAAGGAGCAAUGAACUUCCAUCUUUAUUAUGGACAGACCUUCAAAGUCAUCAAGAAUGUCGUUGAUGGCAAGAGCUACCUCCUCAUUCAGAAUAACUCAAGAAUGGCAACAAGGACAAAAUAUUGCACCUCAAGGAUCAAGUCUUUUGUCAUCCCACUCUCAAAUUUUUCUGCUGAUACCUACUUCUUUCCAGUUUCCUUUUUCGAGCUAUUGGGCAUGCUAGAGAGUAUGAAAGGCAUUACAUCAGAUUCUGUGGCUUCUGAAUGUGCCUUAAAGUUAUAUGAAAGAGGAGAAACUGAGAUGAUUAACAGAAGUGACCCACGAUUAUUUGCUCAAUUUUCAGCCCAUUUUGUUAGUGAUACUGAUCAAACUCAGGCUUGUAAUUUUGCAAAUUUUGCUCCUUUUGGAGAGGAUUACCCUCUGCAGAGAGCAGAGUGGAUCAAGUUCUUAGGAGUUUUUGCAAACCUUGAGUCCAGAGCCAAUCAAGUCUAUGGCACAGUCAGGGACAACUAUCUAUGCCAAGCUAAGGUUGCAGCAAAUAAAACAAGAACCUUUAAACCAAUAGUUGCUUGGAUGGAGUAUUACAAUGGUAUAUGGUCUUUCACAAAGGAAACAUACAAGUUGAAGUAUGUGGAAGAUGCAGGUGGAGAAAAUAUUGAUAACUCUAUCAACAAGAUCACUUACAACGUCUCAAAUGCUGAUGACUUGGAUGAAUUACAUGCAAUUCUAUGUACAGUGGAUGUGGUGAUUGAUGAAACAUACACUCUUGAUCCAGCUGAGUACAAUCAAUCAACCUUUCUUCAAAAUGUAAAUGUUGAAGAUAACUCUUGCUUUGCAUUUCUCACUAAUCAAAGCUUAUGGAGAUAUGAUAAAAGAGUCCAAAACUCAACUGCACUUGACUGGUUUGAUGGAGCAGUCUCCCAACCCCAAUUGGUUCUAGCAGAUCUUAUCGAAGCUAUAUUCCCCACUGGAAAUUACACAACAAAAUAUUUUAGAAAUAUUGCAAAGGGAGAACGGAUUAUAAGCAUUGGAGCUAACAUGUGUGAUAGAGAUAUCUCCAUUCCAAUGGAGCCUACGAUACUAGCUUGUCAAUGAUGACACUUUAUAUUUGAAAAUUUGAUUCGUUUUUCAUCCAUUGUUUUAAUAAUUUUAUUUAAUUUUCAUUUAAGAUUUGUGAAUGUGUUCCAAGUGAAAGCAUUAUUGCUUAUGAUCUUAAUAGUACAAUUUUCUUAUCUAGAUGGGUUCUUUUGUUAGGCAAUUUCUUUGUAUUUUAUUUCCAAGCACGAUACAAAAUAAUAAAAUAAAAACAUUAUUUGGGUUA